CAUCUUGUUUAACAAAAAUAAUUAAUUAAUUAUUAUUCUUAAGGCUUAUAAUAACUCACUUAAUUUAGAGUGAAAGAAAAAUUAAAACAACUAAAGCUUUCUUGAACUCUCUCUCUUUUUUUUUUUCAAAAUAAAAAAAAAAAAAUGUUUGUGGUUGAUAAUAUUACACUACACUUCUCUUCACUCUAGUCAAAGUAUAAACCCAUAUUAUUAUGCCUAAUCUCUUUCCCCUUUUCUCUUGUUUUCCACACACUAUUUUCCCGAGAAACAAACACCUUCACCAUAUAAAUUCCAUACUAUGCUGACCAACAAUAUCGAUCAAACAGCCAGCACAAGCACUAAUAAUAACCACAAUCGAAGCGAUGAUCAUGAUGAUCAAGAAGAAGAGUUUCGAGAUAUCCACGCGCUGACUCCACCUCACGCGCCGUUACCUCUACCGCCGGGAAUUCGCGCCGCCGGUCGCCGAAGAGAUCAGACUGCCGCCUGGGAGACGAGCAGUCACCGAUCAUCGUCGACUUCGUUGGGAAGCGAAAUCGGAGCUCUGAGCGAGAAUUUCACGAGUAUGAGCCGAGAAUUCAGCGCGCUGGUGUUAGCCGGCUCCACCAUCGACGGGAGCCAAAACGACAUCGAUUUGGGGCAAACGACAGGAAACAAUACGAAUAACAACAACAAUUUGGGGAGGAUUGGAGAAGAUGAGGAGGUGGAAACCAAUCCCUUGGCGAUCGUACCAGAUAACUAUAAUAACAAUAAUCCGGUUUCGUCUCCGAAUCGACGGCGGGAUUUGGCGGCGCCGCCUAGCUCGGGCGAAAUUAGCGGCGGAGACGAUCGGGUUGUUACGUCGGUUGAGGUAGUGAAGAAGGAGGAAGUUGAGUCGAAAAUUUCGGCUUGGCAAAACGCUAAAGUGGCUAAGAUUAAUAAUCGGUUUAAGAGGGAAGAUGCUGUUAUUAAUGGGUGGGAGAAUGAACAAGUUCAAAUGGCUACUUCUUGGAUGAAAAAAGUUGAGAGGAAACUAGAGGAGAAAAGAGUAAGAGCCCUAGAAAAGAUGCAAAAUGAUGUAGCGAAAGCUCGUAGAAAAGCAGAAGAAAGAAGAGCUUCGGCCGAGGCCAAAAGAGGUACCAAAGUGGCUAGGGUUCUUGAAAUAUCAAACUUGAUGAGAGCCGUUGGAAGAGCACCAGUCAAACGCUCCUUCUUCUAGUACUAUUAAUUAAUUAUCGUUCUAUUUUUAUACCAAUUAGAACCCCAAAAAUAUAUAUGAAAAAUAUAAUAUUUUGGGGACAAAUAAUUUUAGCUAGUACUAGUGCCCCAUAAAGGGCACUUUCCCUUUUAAAAAAAGUGCCUUGUGAUGGAUCAGAUUAUAGAAAGAAAUUUAAGUGUGAGUACUUUGUGUUGUGUAGUGAAAUUAUUGAUGAGUGAGUGUUGUUGAAUUGAGUAAUUAAUGAUAUCCUUUGUUAGUGUUUGAAAUUUGGAAUUGUACGUGUGCUGGAAAUUUUGAAGGAAUAUAUAUUAUAAUUAGGUUAA
Molecule: messenger RNA, 1518 nt
Organism: Cannabis sativa
Lineage: Eukaryota; Viridiplantae; Streptophyta; Magnoliopsida; Rosales; Cannabaceae
Product: remorin 4.1
Exons: 2
Coding region: 299-1195 (298 amino acids)
Source: RefSeq, a predicted model, not a curated record